Messenger RNA from Neomonachus schauinslandi (Hawaiian monk seal), 1896 nucleotides. It is a transcript of the gene RTN2, whose product is annotated as reticulon 2. The transcript is spliced from 9 exons. The record is from RefSeq and is a predicted model, not a curated record. Lineage: Eukaryota; Metazoa; Chordata; Mammalia; Carnivora; Phocidae.
AUGGGGCAGGUCCUGCCUGUCUUCGCCCACUGCAAAGAAGCUCCGUCUACAGCGUCCUCUACCCCUGACUCCACAGAAGGAGGGAAUGACGACUCGGAUUUUCGGGAGCUUCACACAGCCCGAGAAUUCUCGGAGGACGAUGAGGAAGAGACCACGUCGCAAGACUGGGGCACCCCCCGGGAGCUGACCUUCUCCUACAUCGCCUUCGACGGUGUGGUGGGUUCUGGAGUGCGCCGGGAUUCAGCUGCCCGCCGCCCCCGGCCCCAGGGCCGCUCAGUCUCGGAACCGCGAGACCCACCCCCUCAGCCCGGCUUGGGCGACAGUUUGGAGAGCAUCCCCAGCCUGAGCCAAUCCCCGGAACCUGGGCGCCGCGGUGACCCCGACACUGCCGCUCCAGCCGAACGCCGCCUGGAGGACCUAGGGCUCCAGCUGGACCAGCUGGGCUGGGCAGCCCAGGGAACGGGGUCCGGAGAAGACUCUGCCACCAGUAGCUCCACCCCGCUGGAGGACGAGGAGCCCGACGGGUCGGAGGUUGGAGAGGCUGGGAAAGAACUGGACCUACAACUCGGACUCCCUCAGUCCUCACCGCCGCCACCGCCGCCGGAAGUCUUGACUCUGCAGCCCAGCCCCGGCUCUGGAACCCCCCAGGCGGGUACCCCAUCCCCACCCCGAUCCCGGGAUUCGAACUCUUGGCCUGAUGAGCCCUCGCUGGACCUGAAGGAGGAAGAGCCGUGGGGGCAUCUGGAGCGGGAGCCAAUCACGGGGCAGUGCCUCGAUAGCACGGACCAAUCAGAAUUCACAUUGGAACCACUCCUUCUAGUGGCGGACCUGCUGUACUGGAAGGACACAAGGACAUCAGGAGUGGUCUUCACAGGCCUCAUGGUCUCCCUGCUCUGCCUCCUGCACUUUAGUAUCGUGUCCGUGACCGCCCACGUGGCCCUGUCGCUGCUCUGUGGCACCAUCUCUCUCAGGGUUUACCGAAAAGUGCUGCAGGCCGUGCACCGGGGGGACGGCGCCAACCCCUUCCAGGCCUAUCUGGAUGUGGACCUGACCCUGACUCGGGAGCAGAUGGAACGUCUGUCCCAGCAGAUUGCCUCCCGAGUGGUCUCUAUGGCCAUCCAGCUGCGGCAUUUCUUCCUGGUAGAAGACCUCGUGGACUCCCUCAAGCUGGCCCUUCUCUUCUACAUCUUGACCUUUGUGGGUGCCGUCUUCAAUGGUUUGACUCUUCUCAUUCUGGGUGAGCUGGGAAGGCUGAAGCAGCCUCCUGAAUGAAUCGGGGAGAAGAACCCCUCCAAUCUCUCCUUCUUGGUCUCCCAGGCCCAGAUGGACCAGUAUGUGGGAUUGGUGACCAAUCAGUUGAGCCACAUCAAAGCUAAGAUCCGAGCUAAGAUCCCAGGGUCCGGAGCCCUGGCCUCGGCAGCAGCCGCAGUCUCUGGAUCCAAAGCCAAAGCCGAAUGAAAGGGGUGUCUCUGCCCUCGGGACGCCUGCCCCCAUCCCCCGCAGCUCUCUGCCCAACUCCAUCUCCCUUCCAUCCCCACCCUCCCUCCGCCUCCGCCCGAGCCAUUUCCCGAGCCAUUUCCCGAGCCAUUUCCCGAGCCGGGCGGGUUUCUGGAUCACCAGGGAGUUUGUGCAAAUUGCCUGGGCGGCCAGGACUACAUCUCCCAAGAGGCUCUGCUCUAGGAGCCCCGGAAAGGCGAGGCACCUUGGCUGCGGCGCCUGCUGGGACUUGUAGUUGCCUAGAUAGGGCACCCGCCGGGCACUUCCGUGACCCCACGGCUGGAGGCGCCGUGAGAGAUUGGUGUCUCCUGGACGCCACUAGCCCCAAAGCCAGGGCUUUGCAUGGGGCCCAGGGGAGGCCUGAGCUUGGAUUUACACUGUAAUAAAGACUCCUGUGGA